Colletotrichum spaethianum is the source of this 675-nucleotide messenger RNA. RefSeq lists its product as uncharacterized. NCBI's taxonomy places the organism in Eukaryota, Fungi, Ascomycota, Sordariomycetes, Glomerellales, Glomerellaceae. The transcript has a single exon. The record is from RefSeq and is a predicted model, not a curated record. The coding region runs from base 1 to 675 and encodes 224 amino acids.
AUGCACGAUUCUAAGUUGGAGGCCCUCUUCACCAAGAUAACGGUCGAUAAGACGUACCACAGACUACCGGAGGUGCUCCAGGCCAAGUACUUGGAGCGGUGUGGGGACUUGAACACACGCAAUUGCGUGAGCAGCGUCAUAAGCUUGUCGACGCAGGGCACACCAUUGUCUAAGGCCGCGUCGCCUCGACCGAUUCCUCAGCGGCGGUUCCCGUCAAUGUCGCAGUCAAGCCAGGGACGGGUGCCGCCAGAGCUCAUCGAGGAGCUGGCCAAUACGCUCCAAGAACCGUACGUGGAAUACAAGCGGCAGAAGGAGGCGAUCAACCAGGCGCGGCAAUUGAUUCUCAACAGGAAUCAGCAGCAGCAUCAACAGCAGCAGGCGGCCCCCGCAACCCAGUUUCGGCUUGCACGGCGAGCGGACAAGAUGUUUUCUGACAACGACGGCGACGACGACGACGACGGAAACAGGCACGAACGACCGAUCGAGUACGACAACGACGCGAGAAGGGAGCUGCGACGGCUGCGGAGUAAGUUCGCAACGGAGCUGAUGGACUAUGAGGAGGACGAGAAGCGAUAUCAGGUGGCGGCGCGGGAGGGAGAGGCGCACCUAGCGGAGCUGAUUAAGUCGUCGGUCAGGAUGAUGGAGCUGCAGAACCAGAUCGAGCAGCAAGAGUAG